CCCCGAGGCCGGUGUCCUGCAGCGCAUUGAGCUGGUUCGUUGCUCGGCAAACGAGAAGCGGAUCGAGUGAAGCAUGGCUUCUUCUCGCAUUGCAGCAGUUCUCCUCCUCCUCGGAGUGCUUUCUGCCGCGCCAUUGGCAACCGCUAAAACCUUUGAUUUCUUCUACCUCGUCUUCAUGUGGCCGGGAGCAUACUGUGCGCAGUCUGGGUGUUGUGUUCCGACCACCGGACUGCCUGCCGACGAUUUCUUCCUCAGGGGACUGUGGACUUAUAAUGCCACGACUAUGGAGUCGGUCACCAAGUGCAAAAAAAAUUCACCCUUUUACAUCAACCAACUCUCGGGCUUGCGUGAAGAGCUAAAUUCAUAUUGGACCAAUAUCAAAUGCCCAAGCACCGAUGGUAAAUCUACGUGGAAGAGCACAUGGAAGUCGUAUGGUGUAUGCUCGGGCAUGAACGAGACCGAUUACUUCCAAUUCGCAUUGAAACUUCGAGCCAAAGUUGACUUGCUCUCACUCUUGAAAAAGCAAGGUAUUUAUCCAGAUUAUAACUUGUAUAAUGCUACUGAUAUCCAAAGCGCUAUUGUCGAGGGGAUUGGAGUGACACCUGAAAUCCGAUGCAGCAAGGGGCCAUUCAACAAAUUCCAACUCUAUGAGGUUUACAUUUGUGUCGACAAGGAUGGGGCAUUCAUGGAGUGCCCUGGCUCUCAAGGGUUCACAUGUUCCUCCUCCAUUCUUUUCCAUCCCUUUCGCUAUUGGAUGAUGAAUCAGACUUCUACUAUUGAUUCCAACCAUAUUAAGAUGCCCAUCUCCAUGGAGUGAUCUAGAUGUUUGAGAGAGAUCAACUUUGAUCGUUUUUAUUUCCUUUGAAUAAAUUCUCUACUUGUCCAUCAAAUAAGACAAGUUCCUCUCUCUCCUUGGUUAGUAUUUGAAGUGAUAAUAUUUAUGGACUAAUGGAUUAGUACGGAAGCACGUAGCACAUAUUGUAUGUA
This is a messenger RNA of Phoenix dactylifera (date palm), 987 nucleotides long. RefSeq names its product extracellular ribonuclease LE-like. Gene Ontology annotation, cellular component: extracellular region. The record is from RefSeq and is a predicted model, not a curated record. Gene Ontology annotation, biological process: RNA catabolic process. Gene Ontology annotation, molecular function: ribonuclease T2 activity; RNA binding. NCBI's taxonomy places the organism in Eukaryota, Viridiplantae, Streptophyta, Magnoliopsida, Arecales, Arecaceae.